AGCCAUUCCAUAACAUACAAAAGUUAACUUGAAGGUGAAUCAGCCCUGGAUGAUCCCAUGAAACCCUAACCUAGGGCAUAUGGGAACCCUGCUAUUAUAUUAGGGGUGGGAAUCCUUUUCUCUGCAGUCUGCAACACAGUCUAUAAGGCAGACGUAAACUUAGGCACCAGGUAGGAUUUGGAAAUGCUAAAGGUAGCUGCAGGGGGAAGAACAUGGCGAGUAGAGGAACCACCAGAAAGCAGUUGUUUUAGUACGUUCAGUUAAUACCCCCCAUCCCCUAGCAAAUAGAAUAACCCAUCCUCUGAUAUUCCUAAGGAGCUUUUAGUAGUAUGUGAAGAGUAACGUAAACAGUCGCCCAAGUAGCUGAUUUAAAAACAUGAGGCUUCAUUUGUCAGGUCCCACGAUAUCGUACGAUAACGCACUGCCAGUCUUUUUUCUGACAAGGGAACACACAAAGUCCCCCCAGCAUAGAAUUGACAGGUAGCGUCUCCCUGUACAGCUGUGGAGCGGCAGUGGGCUGAUCACGUGACCCAGGAGGAAUGCAGAUGAUGAGCAGUACAAGUGAGUGGUGGGGGAGAGUGAGCAAGACUAGAGGCAGAAUCUCCAAACCUCCUUGCCCUGUUGCUGCAAAUCCCUCUGACGCUCAGCAUCAAAGCGCUGAGUGACUGACGUCUCGUCCAAUUGCAGGACAACCCUUCCCUAAGUCGCCCAAUCAGCGGAUUCUACCUAUCCCGGGAGGCUCUGUUCAUCCCUGUUUAAAAAAAAAGCAGAAUGAGAAAAAAAGCAGCUCGGGCAAUUAUGCCAGGAGAGCUGAACCGAAAGGCAGACUGAGGACCGUGUUGCGCUCAAAGCCUGCGGCAUGGAUUCCAUUUCUCCCUGAACUGUUAUUAGCUGCACAGGAUGGAUGUUCUUGACAAUGUCGAUACUGAGGACUUUCCACCCCCACCACCUGAAGUUUAUUCUGAAGAGCUGACGUUUAAUGGCCCUACCUAUGAAAAAGAUGACGAUGAUGAUGAAGAAGAAGAAGGAGAAGAAUUUGAUUUUGACAGCGGGGAUGAAAUUCCAGAAGCAGACCAACCACUAGUGGAAGCUCCUGCUGAUAAUCUCAUCGACCUGGGAUUCCAUUUCCCAGACCCUCCAGUACUGUCCAAUGAAGUUACCCUAGAAAUUUCAAAACAGAAAUUGCCAACAGAAAUUGGUAGGAAAACAACAACAAAGAAGGUGAACCCAUAUUCUAUUAUUGACAUAGCGGCAUUUCAAGAGGUUGAUUCAGCUACAUCAGAAGACCUUGUAUCUACCGACGAAAGUACAAGUCCGCGAGUGCCGAGUGGAUAUUCUGUUCCUGUGCCAUGUGGAUACGCCGUUCCCUCUAACUUACCAUUGUUGCAGCCAGCAUACUCCACACCAGUCAUAAUUCGCAACCUAUCAAUUGAUGAGCAAGGAGUGCAAGAGGUUGUUCCAAAUCCACAUUUUCAUUUCACUAGUGAAGAUGAUCACCUUUCCAUGUCUAAAUCCAGAGACGGAGAACUCUCAAGUGAAGAUUUCCAGUCAACCAAAGAGGAAGAUGUGUUGGCAAAGUGGGUUGCAGAUCCUGCAAAUACAGAAUGGAUGCAGCAUCCUGAUGAAGUCAUUUAUGAUGAUGUACCAAGGGAGAAUUCAGACUCUGCAACAGAUCCUGAAGAAAUGAUAUACGAUGAUGUGGAAAAUGGUGAAGACGGUGGAAACAGCUCACUGGACUAUGGUUGGAGCUCUAGUGAAUUUGAAAGUUAUGAAGAACACAGUGACUCAGAGUCAAAACAUGGAGCACCAAACUCCUUUUUGAGUGGAAAAAACAAAAGUCAUAUUUCUCAGGAUCUAACACGUUUAAAGCAGCAUUAUGAGAAGAAGAUGAAAGAUCUUGUGGCAAAUAGAGUGGGAGCUGUAGAGAUCCAACAUUUUAAGCACAAGCAUGAACUUAAGAUGCAAAAUCUAGUGAAGGCUGCUAAAGAGGGUACAAAAGAUGGACUUGAAAAAACCAAGGCUGCUGUGAAAAAAGGCCGAUCCUACAUUAGGACCAAAUCAUUUGUCUUACAUGAUCGCAAAUCUACCAGUCUUGAGGACGAUGAGUUGAAUUUAUUUAUUGAUGUGGACUGCAUGCACAUAGAGGCAGUCUUGUCUCCAAUGCCAGAAGGACUAUCACAACAGCAGGUUGUGAGACGGUACGUUCUAGGAUCGAUCAUGGAAAGUGAGAAGAACUAUAUAGACUCAUUAAAAAGAAUUCUUGAGCAAUAUGAGAAGCCAUUGUGGGACACAGAGCCAAGGUUAUUAAGUGAAAGAAAGCUGAAAAUAGUCUUCUAUCGCAUCAAGGAAAUUCUCCAGUGUCACUCACUGUUCCAGAUUGCUCUGGCCAGCCGAGUGGCAGAGUGGGACACUGCAGAAAUGAUUGGAGAUGUGUUUGUAGCCUCAUUUUCAAAAUCCAUGGUCCUGGAUGCAUACAGUGAGUAUGUGAAUAACUUCAGCACGGCCGUCGGAGUUCUCCGGAAAGCCUGUGCCACAAAACCAGCUUUUCUGGAGUUUUUAAAACAGUGCCAAGAAUCUAGUCCUGACAGAAUAACUCUUUAUGGUCUGAUGAUGAAACCUAUUCAGCGCUUCCCACAGUUUAUACUUCUGCUUCAGGACAUGCUAAAAAAUACAAACAAGGGACAUCCAGACCGGCUUCCACUGCAGAUGGCUCUUACAGAGUUGGAAACCUUAGCAGAUAAACUGAACGAAAGGAAGCGAGAUGCAGAUCAGCGCUGUGAAAUUAAGCAGAUUGCCAAGGCAAUGAAUGAAAGAUAUCUGAAUAAGCUUCUAAGCAAUGGAAGCAGAUACCUUAUUCGAUCGGAUGAUAUGGUAGAAACUGUUUUCAACGAAAGGGGGGAGAUUGUAAAAACAAAGCAACGGAGACUCUUUAUGUUAAAUGAUGUACUGAUGUGCGCCACAGCGCAUGCUAGGUCUUCUGUGGAAGGCAGUAGUGCAGUAACCACAAACCAAAAAUACUUACUAAAAUGGAGUGUACCACUAAACAAUGUUGAAGUGAUUGAAUAUGGAGAAAGUGAGGACCAAGGAGGCCAAACUCUGUAUUCUUCUUUGCAUGUUGCUGAAAAAGUUGUUAUUAGCAGUAAACCAAAUAAACUGUACAUGGGGCCUGGACAGCUGUAUAAUGACUUGCAGAACCUACUUCAUGAUUUGGAUGUAGUCAACCAGAUAGCUCAGCUUGUUGGACAGCUGAAGGGGAACUAUCAGAACAUCAACCAUGCAGUUGCCCAAGAUUGGUCUGUAGGGUUACAAAAGUUGAUCUUGAAGAAAGAAAAUGAAAUCCAAGCUGCAGACCGCUGCAGAAUUCAGCUCCAACUCCCUGGCAAGCAGGACAAGUCAGGACGCCCCACCUUCUUUACUGCAGUAUUUAACACAUUGUUUCCUGCUGCCAAACAGUCAUGGCUCAAUAAGUUACAGAUGUCUAAGCUUGCUCUUGGAGAAGAGAACAACAUAGGCUGGUUUUGUUUAGAAGAUGAAGGCAAUCAAGUUAAGAAGGAGAAGCAUCCCUUGCUUGUGAAACACUUACCAGUUGUCAUGUCAAAGCAGCAGGAAUUUAAGAUUGAAUGUGCUGUCUAUAAUCCAGAAUCAUAUCUCAGUAGUGAAAAUGGUCCAGAUACACUUUCCAUGCAUCAUGGCUUUCUGUGGAUUGGCAGCUGCACUAAUCAGAUGGGGCAGAUUUCAGUUCUCUCCCUACAAAAUUGUAGCCCCAAGGUUUUGGAGUGUUUCAAUGUUGAAUCACGCAUACUCUGCAUGGUCUAUAUACCAGAAGAAGCAAAAAAGAAACAACAAAGUGGUGGCCCAGAUGUAGAGAAUGGGUCUUCUCCAACGCCAGAUGUGCCCACUAUUUGUCUGGGUAUGGAGGAAGGAAGCAUAUGUGUCUACAAAAGCAGUCAAGGAUCUAAAAAAGUACGGCUGCAGCACUUUUUCACACCAGAAAAAUCAACUGUCAUGAGUCUUGCUAGCGCCUCUCAGUUCUUGUAUGCUGGUCUUGUAAAUGGAAAUCUCUCCAUCUACACGAAAGCUGAAGGUGGAAACUGGAAUACAGAUCAACCAAAGCUAAUCAAAUUAGGAGUUCUGCCAGUUCGAAGUCUGUUAAUAAUGGAGAGCACAAUCUGGGCUGCUUCUGGAGGGCAGAUAUUUGUUAUUGGCCAUGACACCAAUGCCAUUGAGCACCAGUUUGAGGCCCACAGUGAAGAAGGUAUGGUGAUUUCUCACAUGGCUGUAGCAGGUGUCGGCAUUUGGAUAGCAUUUACUACUGGAUCAACUCUGCGACUCUUUCACACUGAGACAUUUGAGCAUUUGCAAGAUAUAAAUAUAGCGACUCCAAUACACAACAUGUUACCAGGACAGCAUCGUGUGUCUGUAACUAGUUUACUGGUUUGUCAUGGUUUGCUGAUGGUUGGCACAAAUUUGGGAGUUAUAGUUUCCUUACCAGUUCCACGUUUACAAGGGAUUCCAAAAGUGACCGGAAGAGGAAUGGUCUCAUAUCACGCUCAUCACAGUCCAGUAAAAUUCCUGGUCAAGGCAACUGCCAUUAAUAAAAAAUACAGGCGCACCCCAAGCAGAUGCAGCCAGAUUUCUCACUCAGAAUUAAAAAAUGAGGACUCACAGUGCACUGCUGUUCAGCAAAAUAAUGAAACCGAUGCAGCAUCGACAAGCAAUAACAGUGACAGUGCUGUUUGGCUUGGAGGGUCUAUGGGAUCCAUUGCUCAAAAAAGUGACUUAUCAUCUUCAUCAGGAUCUCUAACACUGUCUCACGGAUCCAACUCAUGUGAUCCAGGAAAGGAAGACUGCACCCUAUGUGAUCUUUUAAGUGAUCCCAACAUGCCACCUCCAAAUGGCAAAAGACCAAAAGACAAAAAGCUCAAAGCAGACUCUGUCCUAGUGAUCUCUGGUGGCCAGGGGCACAGUAGGUUAAACAAAAAGAUCAAACCACAGCGACAAGAAGAGCUGGUUUCUUCGGCAAUGGUUUGGCAGAUCCCACUGAACAUGUAACAUAACAACAAGAAGUACAAAUGGCUGCCUUACUCAAUAUUCUUCUCUAUGUAAUGAUGUUCAAAUCUAACCCGUCACAGUCUGUUCUUUUCACAAACUCUGGUAACCCCUAACAUAAACAAAUAUCUGUUUUGAAUGCCUUAUAAUACAAUAAUAAUAAUCUGUUGAAAAGAGGUGAAGAGCCCAAAGAGAAAUUGGAACUUUUCAUGUGAAUGUGUUGUAACUGUGUCCUGUGAGCCAUGCACUUCCCUUUUGAGCAAAUACAUGGAUCUGUAGCAUAGGCAUCUGCCUAAAGUGAUACGCAUAACACUCAUUGUUUUCCGGCCUGAAUUGGCUUCAUAUGUUUAGUGGCUCUGUGUCAAGAGCGUUCUGCUCGUAAAUAGGAAUUCAUCUGUAAACAAAUGCCAAGAGUGAAACCAUUUUCAACAGUGCAACAGUAAUGUGCUUUGACUUUCAGUGAGGCACCCACUUGGAAAUGAAUCUGUAUUAUCCAUCUCCUGUGCAACAGAAACACCAAACACAAGCCAUUCUCUCUCUGCUGUACAUCUUAAUGAUUUACACAUAUACAUAAACACAACCGCAUGUAUUUAAUGUCACUGCAGUGUUUGUGGACAUUGAAUUUUAUGUACACUUUUACAGUGGGUCAGUAGAAAUAUUACCAAAUGACAAUUCUUUUAUAUCAUAUUAUUGCAAAGCAAAAAGCUAAAACAAUAAAGCAUGGUUGCUUAUA
Messenger RNA from Xenopus laevis (African clawed frog), 5782 nucleotides. It is a transcript of the gene arhgef10.S, whose product is annotated as Rho guanine nucleotide exchange factor 10 S homeolog. The transcript has 29 exons. Gene Ontology annotation, biological process: mitotic spindle assembly; actin cytoskeleton organization; positive regulation of stress fiber assembly. Lineage: Eukaryota; Metazoa; Chordata; Amphibia; Anura; Pipidae. Gene Ontology annotation, cellular component: centrosome; cytoplasm. Bases 901 to 5052 code for a protein of 1383 amino acids. The record is from RefSeq and is a predicted model, not a curated record. Gene Ontology annotation, molecular function: guanyl-nucleotide exchange factor activity.